Drosophila innubila is the source of this 13356-nucleotide messenger RNA. RefSeq names its product spectrin beta chain, non-erythrocytic 2 (gene kst). NCBI's taxonomy places the organism in Eukaryota, Metazoa, Arthropoda, Insecta, Diptera, Drosophilidae. Gene Ontology annotation, cellular component: cell junction; cell projection; cortical actin cytoskeleton. Bases 195 to 13337 code for a protein of 4380 amino acids. Gene Ontology annotation, molecular function: actin filament binding; phospholipid binding. The record is from RefSeq and is a predicted model, not a curated record. Gene Ontology annotation, biological process: actin cytoskeleton organization. The transcript is spliced from 15 exons.
AAUUCUCCAGUGUCCAAACGGCGCGGGCAGUGUGAGCAACUGUCUCUGAUCUAGCGUAAUUUUUAAUAAAAACUCGAACUAAGUGUGCGCCGUGCUACACAUCCGAAAUUAAUUAAAUUUAAGGACUGAAUGGUUCUCCAGAGAACCAUCAUUCAAAAUUAUCAGUGUGCCGUGUGUGUAAUCCAGACUUAACCAUGGAAUAUAAUAGUAUAUUACGCUCAAACUUUUCUCGUAAUGAGUAUAAACGAUAUAUAUCGUUUGAGCGUCAAUCUUUGGCAUCACAAUAUGAGCCAGGUGGCUAUGCAACGCUGCAGGCUUCGUCUUCCAGCCGUGGCUCCAAUACCAACAUGACGCAGCGCGAUGGCAUUAUCAAAUUUGAGAAUGAGCGCAUCAAGACGCUGCAGGAGGAGCGUCUACACAUCCAAAAGAAAACCUUUACAAAAUGGAUGAAUUCGUUUCUGAUCAAGGCCAAAAUGGAGGUCGAAGACCUAUUCACAGAUCUAGCCGAUGGCAUAAAGCUGCUAAAGCUGCUGGAGAUAAUAUCAUCGGAGAAACUGGGCAAACCGAACAGCGGACGCAUGCGUGUUCACAAAAUCGAAAAUGUCAACAAGAGUCUGGCAUUCUUGCACACCAAGGUACGCUUGGAGUCCAUUGGUGCUGAGGACAUUGUCGAUGGCAAUCCCAGAUUGAUCUUGGGUCUCAUCUGGACCAUCAUUUUGCGGUUUCAGAUUCAGGAAAUCGUCAUCGAUGUGGAUGAGGAAAACGAGUCGAGCGAGAAACGUUCAGCCAAAGAUGCGCUACUUUUGUGGUGUCAACGUAAGACACAUGGUUAUCCGGGCGUUAAUAUACAGGACUUUACAUCAUCAUGGCGUUCUGGCUUGGGCUUCAAUGCACUCAUCCAUUCGCAUCGUCCCGAUCUUUUUGAGUACAGCACCAUUGUCAAUUCAAAGAAUUCCAAUUUGGAUAAUUUGAAUCACGCCUUCGAUACGGCUGCCAACGAAUUGGGCAUACCAAGUCUGCUCGAUGCGGAAGAUAUUGAUUCGGCGCGACCGGAUGAGAAAUCGAUCUUGACCUAUGUGGCCUCAUACUAUCACACGUUUGCUCGCAUGAAGAACGAACAGAAGAGCGGCAAACGCAUAGCAAAUAUUGUGGGCCAGCUGAUGGAUGCCGAUCGCAAGAAGAUACACUAUGAACGCUUGACCACAAAUCUACUCAGCUGGAUCAGACAAAAAACAAUUGAGCUGGAGCAGCGGGAUUUACCCAAUUCACUGGAAGGCAUACAGCGGGAACUGUUGGCCUUUAAGGAAUAUCGCACCAUUGAAAAGCCACCCAAAUACAAGGAACGCAGUGAGAUUGAAGCUCUUUUCUUUACCAUAAAUACGCUGCUUAAAGCUCUGAAUCAGCCGGCUUAUAAUCCCCAGGAUGGUCAGAUGGUCAAUGACAUUGAGAAGGCCUGGCAGAUCCUUGAAUACGCCGAACAUAAUCGUGAGGUUGCUUUGAGAGAGGAGCUGCUGCGUCAGGAGAAAUUGGAGCAGUUGAAUUACAAGUUUGAAAAGAAAUCCGUAUUGCGUGAAGGUUAUCUUAAGGAAAUGAUUCAAGUGCUCUCCGAUCCGCGUUAUCUGCGUCAAGUGGAUGCCACGCUGAAGAAGCACGAGGCGAUUUCAGCUGAUAUUUUGGCGCGUGUGGAACGCUUUAACGAUCUGACGGCCAUGGCCAAUGAGCUGGAGAAGGAGAACUAUCAUGGCAAGGAGCGUGUGAAGCGACGCGAACAGGAAGUCAUGGAUAAGUGGCGUCAAUUGUUGGAGCUGCUGGAGAAUCAACGCUUGAACCUCUCCCAAAUGAGCAACCUGAUGAAUUUGUUGCGUGAAAUUGCCAGCACUACGGAAUCCGUGCGUGAACUGCAGCAACAGUUUGCCUCCGAGGAUGUGGGUCCACAUUUGCUGGGCGUCGAGGAGCUGUUGCAGGCGCAUUCGCUGCAGGAGCUGCAGGUGAACACCUAUGGAGAGACCCUUAAGCGUUUCAAUCGUCAGGCUCUGCCGUAUAAGAACUCUGAGCACAAGGAUGCCGCUGUGUUGGCCCAACGACUUGCACAGCUGGAAGAGGCUUAUUCAGAGCUCCUGAAGCUGUCGGCACAGCGUCGUGCGCGUCUUGAGGAGGCACGCAAUUUCCAUCAUUUCAUGGAGGAUUACGACAACGAGGAGGGUUGGCUGGUGGACAAGCAGCGCAUCUGUAAAACAGGCAUCACAGCAAAGGACUUGCGUGCUGUCCUCUCGUUGCAGCAGAAACACAAAGCUCUCGAGGAUGAGAUCAAAUCCCGGAAACCCAAAUCCACACAAAUGUCAGAGGCGGGCAAACGUUUGAUAGGAGACAAACAUCCACGUGCCAGCGAGGUUAAAAGUCGCAUUGAUUCCCUGGCGGAGCAUUGGCAGGCACUGGAAUCACUGGUGGAGCUGCGACGUCGCCAACUGGAGGAUGCCGCCGAAGCCUACCAAUUCUACACGGAUGCCAACGAAGCGGAAUCUUGGCUGAAUGAGAAAAUGGCUUUAGUCAAUUCCCGUGACUAUGGCAAUGAUGAACCCUCCGCGCAGGCGUUGCUGCAACGUCAUCGAGAUCUGCAAGGUGAAUUGAAUGCUUAUUCCGGGGACAUACUCAAUCUGAACCAACAGGCCGAUAAGCUCAUCAAAGCGGGCAUUUGCACCUUGGAGCUGUCUGCCGCUGAACCGGAUCUACCUGAGGUAGAGCAGGAGGAAUGGGUCAAUGAGACGCGUCUCGUGCCCAAGGAAGUGUGGGAGGAUGAGUGGGUGGAGAAGUUGGAGCACAAAAAGGUCACAGAAACCAAAAUGCUUCCUCAUGUGCGUUCCCUCUUUCCCUUCGAAGGCCAGGGCAUGAAGAUGGACAAGGGUGAGGUUAUGCUGCUCAAGUCCAAGACCAACGAUGAUUGGUGGUGUGUGCGCAAGGAUAAUGGACACGAGGGCUUUGUGCCGGCCAAUUAUGUGCGGGAAAUCGAAGCACGUCCGGUUGCCUGCAUUGUGCCCAAGGCAGAAAAGGUCAAGAGUCUGCAGAAGGUGAAGAAGACCAUCCUCGUGCGUCAAGUGGUUCCCGUGAAGCGCAUUAAGCCCGUGAGUGUAGCACCCAAACCUCUGGUGCAACGUCGCACCUCCAAUCAGAGCAUCAACGAGAAUGCGGACAGCGUGGAGAAGCGUCAGCAAAGGAUCAAUGCCACCUACGAUGAACUCCAAGAGAUGGCCCAAAAGCGUCAUGCGUUGCUCGAGGAUUCCAUUCAUCUCUUUGGCUUCUAUCGCGAAUGUGAUGACUUUGAGAAGUGGAUGAAGGAGAAGGAGCGCAUGAUCAAGACAGAUGAUGGCGAUGGCGUCGACAAUGCCAAACGCAAGUUUGAGAAAUUCAUCACGGAUCUGUCCGCUGCAUCGAAGCGUGUCGAGGAAAUCGACGGUGCCGUUGAUACCUUCCGCCGUCAGGGACAUUCCCAACUGGACAAGAUCAUAGCGCGUCAGCGGCAGAUUCAUCAAAUCUGGCAGCGACUCAACAAUGCCAAGGCACAGCGUGAAAAGAGCUUGGAAGGCGCAUCCAGCGUGGAGCUCUUCAAUCGCACCUGCGACGAGGCCAAGGUCUGGAUGAGCGAGAAGAUGCUCCAAUUGGAUACGGCUGUCAUAACGCCAGAUCUGAAGACGGUGCAAGCUCUGCAGCGUCGUCAUCAGAAUCUGGAACGAGAAUUGGCGCCCGUUGAGGAGAAGGUCAAUCGCGUUACGUAUUUGGGUAACUCUGUGAAGAAUGCAUAUCCGGCGGAGCGGGAUAAUGUGAAUGGCCGUCAGCAGGAGGUGCACGACAUGUGGCAACAGGUGCAACAACGUGGCAGUGAACUACGUGCCCGCAUCGAGAGCGAAGUCGGCCAACAGAUCUUCAACAACAGCGCCAAGACUCUGCUCGCCUGGAUCGAUUCUGUCAAGGAUCAACUGAAUGCCGAUGAAUCCGCACGCGAUGUGGAAACCGCCAAUAAUCUGCUAAAGAAACACAAUGAUCUGGGUGACGAUAUCAAGGCCCAUGAUAACGAAUUCGUUGAGGUGAUUCAACUGGGCAAACAACUGUCCGAUGGUAAACCCAACAUGGCCGAAACAGUGCAGCUAAUUGAACGUCUCAAGGCUGAACAGGAUGCCAUUCAUCGUGGCUGGAGCGAGAAACAAAAAUGGCUGCUGCAGUGCGUCGAGUUGCAAAUGUUCAAUCGCGAAGCGGACAAAAUCGAUGCCACCACCAAGAGCCAUGAGGCAUUCCUGGAGUACAACAAUCUGGGCUCCUCACUGGAUGAGGUGGAGGCUAUACUGAAGCGUCAUCUGGACUUUGAGAAGAGUCUCAUGGCACAGGACAAGAUCCUCAAGGGUUUCUCGGACAAUGCGGAUAAACUAAUUGCAAAUGAUCACUACGAUGCCAAGUACAUUGGCGACCGUCGCAAUCAGGUGCUGGGCAAACGCAAGGCUGUUAGGGAUCGUGCCUUUGAGCGCAAGCGUCUGUUGCAGGCCUCAAAGGACUAUCACAAGUUUGCCGCCGAGGCUGAUGAUCUAAAGGUUUGGCUGCAGGACAAGACAAAGAUUGCAGGUGAUGAGAGCUACAGGGAUCUGAGCAAUCUGCCACGUAAGUUGCAGAAGCACAAGGCCUUCGAGCGUGAAUUGCGUGCGAAUGAAGGACAAUUGCGUAAUGUCAACAAGGAUGGAGAAGCUUUGAUUCAGGCCGAGAAUCGUGUGCCUGAAGUGGAGCAUCGUGUGGCAGAUUUGAACAAAAAGUGGAAGGAUCUAUUGACCCUAUCAGAGGAUAAGGGUCGUAAACUGGAACAGGCUGCAUCACAGCGGGAGCACAAUCGUGCCAUUGAGGAUGCCAAGAAGAAGGUGGAUGAACUGGACUCGGCACUCAAGAGCAAGGAUGUGGGCAAUGAUUUGCGCAGUUGCAAGGAUCUGAUCAAUAAGCAACAACUUCUGGAGUCGGAGAUUACUGUUUGGGAUCAGAAGGUGGCUGAGCUCGUCUCUACCGGAGAUGAUAUGGCCCAUGAGGGUCACUUCAAUGCCAAGAACAUUGAGGAUGAGACCAAGGAGGUGCAGCAGCGCUUUAAGGAUCUGCGUGUGCCCACACAGAAACGUCGUGAGAAUCUGGAAGAGAGUCUCAACUUCCACAAGUUUGUGUUCGAGUUGGAUGCAGAGUUCCAAUGGAUCAACGACCAUUUGCCGGCGGCCAAGUCCAAUGAAUUCGGCCAGAAUCUGCACCAGGCACAAUCGCUGUACAAGAAACACAAGAAGCUGGAGGCAGAGAUCAAGGGACACCAGCCCAUGAUCAAUAAGGCAUUGCAAGCGGGACAAGCUCUUGUUGCCCAACAGCAUCCGGAGUCGAAGAAUGUGGAGGCUUUGUGCGAUCAACUGGAGCAGGCCUGGCAAGAUCUGGAGCUGCAUUGUGGCGAGCGAUCGCGCAAGCUGGAAAUGUCACUAAAGGCACAACAAUAUCUGUUUGAUGCCGGCGAGAUUGAGUCCUGGUUGGGUGAACGCAACAAUGCCCUGCGAUCCACCGAAUAUGGAAGAGAUCGUGAUUCGGCUGCCAAGUUGCUAACCAAACACAAGACCAUCGAGCUGGAGUUGGACACAUAUUCGAGCAUUGUCACCGAAAUGGGACACACAUGUGCCGCCAUGAUUGCUGCCCAGCAUCCCGAUAGCAAAGUCCUAGCCGCCAAACAGCAGCUCAUCGAGAAGAUGCUGAAAUCCCUUCACAAAUUGGCAUCCCAACGACAGAUGCGUCUUAUGGAGAGUCUGUCGAAGCAUGAAUACUUCCUGGAAUCCGACGAGGUGGAGCAAUGGAUAAGGGAACAGGAACAGACCGCUUCAUCGGAGGAUUACGGACAGGACUUUGAGCAUUUGCAGUUGCUGCAAAACAAAUUCGAUGAUCUGAAACAUCGCGUUGAGGUGGGCGCCGAUCGUGUGGAUCAGUGUGAGCUGCUGGCCAAGAAACUCAUCGAUUCCGAGAGCUCUUAUGCCAAUGAGGUGGAAAAGAGACAGGAACAACUAAGAACGUCUUGGGACAAUCUCUUGCAGCUACUCAAUCAACGCGAACAGAAGUUGCAUGCAGCUGGGGAAAUUCAUCGCUUCCAUCGGGAUGUGGCCGAAGCACUGUUCCGCAUUCAGGAUAAGAAUGCUGCACUCUCCUCCGAGCUGGGCAAGGAUUUGAACUCGGCUUUAGCUCUGUUGCGUAAACAUGAAGGCUUUGAGAAUGAUCUGGUGGCGCUGGAGGCUCAGCUGCAAGUCUUGGUCGAGGAUUCGGUUCGUCUGCAAGCCAAAUAUCCUUCGAAUGCCGCAGCGAUUGCCCAGCAACAGGAUAAGGUUGUGGCUGCCUGGAAUGAUCUGAAGGAACGCUCGACGGCACGUGGUGAUCGUUUGGCCGCCAGCUCCGAUCUGCAAACCUUCCUCACGGAUGUGCGUGACAUUGUCUCCUGGUCGGCCAAUCUUCGUGCCGCUCUUCAGGCCGAGGAACAUGUCAGUGAUGCUGCCGGCGCUACAGCUCUAAAGAUCCAACAUGAUGCCAUUUAUGGCGAGAUCGAGGCACGCGAGGAUAAGUUCCGUUAUCUGAAUGAGCUGAGUGAUUCCAUGGUGCAAACUGGACACUAUGCGGCUGCUGAUGUGGAGGAGAAGUGUGCUGCCAUGUUGGAUGAGCGCCAGAAAUUGCAUGCUGCGUGGAACAAGAAGAAGAUCAUGUUGGAGCAGAAGAUCGACUUGUUCUGUUUCCUACGCGAUGCCAAACAGAUUGAUAAUCUGUCCAGCACCCAACAGGCUGCUCUCAGCAGCUCGGACUUUGGUCAGACCGUGGAGGAUGUGCAGAAUCAGAUCAAGAAACAUGAUGAAUUCGAGCGUGUUAUUCAAACGCAGGAGGAGAAGGUUGCUCUCUUGCAGGAACAUGGACGGAAACUGAUCGAGCAGCGUCAUUACGAUAGCGCCAAUAUUCAGACCAUACUUCAGGGUGUCCUGGCACGUCGCCAGAAGGUCAAGGAUCUGUGCGCGGUGAGGAGAUACAAGCUGGAAGAUGCCUUGCUCUACGCCAAGUUUGUGAGGGAUUGCGCCGAGGCCGAAUCCUGGAUCAAUGAGAAGCAAAAGAAACUGGAGGCGGAUGCUGCCAGCUAUGCCGAGGUCACCAAUCUGGAUGAGAAGAUCAAGAAACUGCAGAAACAUCAGGCAUUCCAAGCCGAAGUCGCUGCCAAUCAGGGACGCAUCAAGGAGAUUCAAGAUACGGGCGUCAUACUGCUCAGCAAACAGCAUGAAUCCUCGCCAGAAAUUAAGCAGGCCAUUGAACGUGUACACGCUGCCUGGCAGGGAUUGCAUGACGAGUUGGAUCAGCGUGGACGUGGCCUGGAGGAGGCCCAGGAUAUACUGGAGUUUAACAAUCAGCUGGACAAAAUCGAGGCCUGGAUACGUGACAAGGAAAUGAUGGUACAGGCCAGCGACACUGGACGGGAUCUGGAACACUGCAAUGCACUCAUGCGUAAGCUGGAUGACGUGGACUCGGACAUGCGAGUGGAUGAUCAACGUGUUAAGCACAUUAAUCAGCUGGCGGAUAAGCUCAUCAAUCAGGCUCAACUGCCGGCGGAUACACAGAGUGUGGACAAGCGUCGUCGGGAUUUCAAUCACAAUUGGCGACAGCUCCAAGGAGCACUCAAUGCCUAUCGUGCUCUGCUCGGCGGUGCCAAUGAGAUUCACGGCUUCAAUAGAGAUGUAGAUGACACGGCAGAGCGUAUUGCCGAGAAGGCUUUGGCCAUGAGCUCGGCGGACACGGGACGCGAUCUGGCCGCCGUCGAGGCGUUGAUACGUCGCGAGGAGGCGCUGGAACGUGACAUGUCCGCUGUGAAGCAGAAGAUUGAUGAGCAUGAGACUGCAGCCGAGUUCCUUAUACGUAAGUAUCCGGAACGUGGAGCGCAGGUUAUUGAGAGGAAACUGCAGGAGUUGCACAAAUCCUGGGGCAAUCUGCAGAGUCUCUCCGUCAAGCGGCAGAGUGUGUUGAAUGAGGCGUAUCUCGUCCACAAGUUUGUCUCGGAUGUGAGGGAGCUGGAACUCUGGGUCAACGACAUGGUCAAGAAGAUGAAUGCCACACAGGCGCCGUCCACAAUCAACGAUUGCGAAACCCAACUGGAGUUGCAUCAGGAGCGUAAGGUGGAGAUCGAGGGACGUGAUCAGGCUUUCACGCUAUUGAAACAACAUGGAGAGCAGCUGAGCAGCCAGGCCAAGCAGCCGGAGAGCGUUAAGCGAUAUCUGAGUGUGCUGGAGGAGCUGCAUCAGACACUGCACGAGGCAUGGAGCGAAAGGGCCAGAGACUUAACCGAAGCCCAUCAGCUGCAGUUGUUUAAGGCGCAGGUGGAACAGGUGGAGAUCUGGUUGGCCAACAAGGAGGCAUUCCUUAACAAUGAUGAUCUGGGGGAUUCCUACACGGCCGUGGAGCGUCUUCUGAAGAAGCACGAUGCCUUUGAGAAGCUACUCGAUGCUGAUCACGUGGAUGCACUGCAAAAGUUUGCCAAUAGCAUCUUGGAGGGUGAGCCCAAGGAUGCGGAUUUGAUACGAGAGAAAUUGGCCUAUGUGCUGAGAAGGAAACAAAAGCUGCAGGAAUUGUCCACAGAGCGUAAGCAUCGUUUGAUGCAAUCCCUGCAGCUGCAGGAAUUCCUGCGAAGUCUCUAUGAGAUUGAUCGCUGGCUGGUGCAAAAACUCCAGGUGGCAUUGGAUGAGAACUAUCGGGAGCCGAGCAAUCUGCAGAGUAAGAUUCAAAAGCACACGGCCUUCGAUGCGGAAUUGUUGAGCAACUCACCACGAGUUCAGGCCGUGAUCAGCGAGGGAGAGCGUCUCAUUCGUGGCGAGCACUUUGCCAAGGAUGAGAUUGCCCAGCAGGUGCAAUUGCUAGAGGGAGAUUGGCUGAAACUCAAGGCUGCCUCCAAGGCCAAGAAGGAGAAGCUGCAACAGGCUUAUGAGGCAUUAUCCUUCAAUCGCAGCAUCGACGAAUUCAACAACUGGAUGGAUGAUGUGGAGGUGCAAUUGUCCAGUGAGGAUUAUGGCAAGGAUUUGGCCACCGUUAGCAAUCUGCUGAAGAAGCAUGAACGUCUCGAGGCUGAUGUGGCACAUCACAAUGAGCUGGCGGAUCAGUUGAAGGUCAAGGAUGAGCACUUCUUCCAGGUCGAUCACUUCCUGAAGCAUGAGAUUCACGAGCGUGCGAUGGCCACCAUCAAGCGUUACAACACGUUGCAUGAACCGAUUGCCAUACGUCGUGAGAAUUUGGAGGAUUCGUUGAGCUUGCAGCAGUUCCUGCGGGAUGCCGAGGAUGAGUUACAGUGGCUGGCGGAGAAGCAAUUGAUUGCUGGUUCACAGGAUCUGGGCAGCAGUCUGUUGGCUGUGCAGGGUCUGCAGAAGAAGCACAAUGCUUUGGAGGCGGAACUGACCUCACAGGAACCAUUGAUCCAAGCACUCCUCCAACGUGGCCAGCAAAUGAUCCGGGACAAUCACUUUGCCAGCGAGCAGCUGCAAUACAAAUCGGAGCUGCUGCAGAAGCAACUUGUCCAGCUGCGAGAUCUGGCCGCGAUUAGGCGACUCCGUCUGCUGGACGCCGUGGAGAGUCAACUCUUCUAUGUGGAGGCCAAUGAGGCGGAUGCCUGGAUGCGUGAGAAGCGUCCGAUUUUGGCCAGCAGCGAUUACGGACGCGAUGAGAUCUCCGUGCAGACGCAUCAGAAGAAACUGGAGGUGCUCCAACGUGAACUGACCGCCUUUAAGCCCUCCAUCGAUAAGGUCAAUAAACUGGCAACUGGUUUGAUUGAGCGCAAUCACUUUGACAGCGCCAACAUCAAAGAAAAGAAUGCUGCCGUCUCUCAACAGUACUCGGAGCUACUGCGCCUGGCCAAGGAUCGGGAGUUGCGUCUCAGUGAGAGCAAAAAGCUCUUUGAGUAUCUGCGCGAAACGGAGGAGCUGCAUGAAUGGGUUGGUGAUCAAAUGGCCGUCACAGCCAGCGAGGAUUACGGCGAGGAUGUAGAGCAUGUAGAGCAACUGAUGCUAGCCUUCGAAUCCUUUGUCUCCAAUCUGAAUGCGAAUGAGGCGCGUGUCGAAGCCUGUCUGGAGCGUGGCGAUCGUUUGAUCCAGGAGAAUAAUCCCUAUCGCAGCUCCAUCAAGUCCAAACGGGAUGAGACCAAACAGCUGUGGGAUGAGCUCAAGGAUUUGGUGAAUGCACGCCAGGAUGCGCUCGCAGGUGCCAAGCAGGUGCAUGUCUACGAUCGUGUGGCGGAUGAAACCAUCUCCCUGAUCAACGAGAAGGAUGCCUCGCUCAUCUCUGAGGAUUAUGGCCAGGAUUUGGAAAGUAUACAAGCGCUGGGACGCAAACACUCCGUAUUCGAGGGUGAACUGGUGGCCAUUAAGGAGCAAGUGGACUCUGUGCUUGCUGAAGCCGUCAAGCUGGGCGAAAUUUAUCCGGAUGCACGGGAACACAUUGAAGUGAAGCGGGAUGAAACCGUUGAGGCCUGGACGGAUCUUAAGGAGAAGACAAAUGCUCGAAAGGGUAAGCUGAGUCAAGCGGAGCAACUGCAAUCGUACUUUGAUGAGUAUCGUGAUCUGAUUGCCUGGAUCAAUGAGAUGCUGGCCAAGAUUACGGCGCCAGAGUUGGCCAAUAGUGUGGCUGGAGCGGAGCUGCUGCUUGCCAGCAUCAAGGAUCAUCAUGCGGAGAUUCGUGCACGUGACGAUACCUUUGCCAAUUUCACUGCCACUGGCCAGAAGUUGAUCAAGGAGAAGCACUUCCUUGCCCACGAGGUGGAGGAUAAGAUCAAGGUGCUCAAGACUCGUCAUGAACUGUUGGAGCACACAUUGCAGCAGCGCAAGGAGAUCUAUGAACUCAAUCUGGACACACAGCUCUUCCUCAAGGAUGCCGAAAUACUAGAACAAUGGAUCAGCAGUCGCGAGCCACAGCUGAAGGAUGCCAAGCUGGGUGACUCCAUACCCCAAGUGGAGGAUCUGUUGCGUCGUCACGAGGACUUUGAGAAGACUGUGGCUGCGCAGGAAGAGAAAUUCCAGGCGAUUAAACGUAUUACGCUGUUGGAGCAACGUUUCCGCAAGCAGUUGGAGCAUGAGAAACUGGAGAAGCUGAAGGAGAAGGAACGUCUGGAGAAGGAGCGUCUGGAGCAGCUCAAGCAAAAGGAGCUGCAGCGUCUGAACGAUGAGCGACGUCGCGCCGAGAAGCAACAGGAGCAUCGCAACAAUGCGGCUGCCCAGGAGAAGACGCCCAUCUUCUCCUCGCCCAUGGUGACCAUCAGCGGUGGCGCCGGCAAUGGCAGCUCCAGUGUACCCGGAAGUGCCGCCCAGUCGCCUGCCAUCUCUCAAACACAGCUGCGUCCACCGUUCCAGGAUCAGGACGAACAGCUGGGUCUGCAGAAGAGCAGCUCCAGUGGCAUGUUUGGUGAUCGCCUGCGUCGCGGCUCCGCCGAUGCGAAUGUGAAGCGUGCCGAGAGCAUGAAGGUGCAACCGAAGCAACCCAAGCGUACGCCAUCCUUCACCACACGUCGUCGGGCGCAGUCCUUCCGCAAGAACCAAAAGGGCGAAGGCUUCGAUUUGCCGCCUGUGGAGAUUCAGGGCAUGUUGGAACGCAAACAUGGUCUGCAAUCGGGCGGCAAGAAGGCGCCGGUUCGCUCCUGGAAACAAUUCCACACUGUGCUGUGUGGUCAGCUGGUUUGUUUCUUCAAGGACGAGAACGAUUUCCUGCAACAGAAGACGGCAACGGCGCCUGUGAAUAUUCUGGGUGCGAAAUGCGAACGUGCUGAUGAUUAUACAAAGAAGAAGUACGUGUUCCGGCUGAAGCUGCCCGACGGCUCCGAGUUCCUCUUUGAGGCACCAUCGCUGGACAUUAUGAACGAUUGGGUUCGCAAGAUAUCCUUCCACGCUAGUCUGCCACCAAAUCUACAGCUCCUGAGCUACGAUGAAUCGAUGAAGCAACAAUCGAGCAGCUCGCCGGACAUUAAGGUUAGCAGCAAUGUGGAAUCACCCGUCAGUUCACGCAAUUCCUCACCGGACUCACAGCGUCGUGCCAGCAGUGGACAGAGCUUGGAUAUCGCUAGCACUGCCACGCCCCAAAUGGCCUUCCUGCAGCGACAAAUGCAACAGCAACAACAACAGCAGCAGCAGCAACCACAACAAUCCCAAUCAUCUCAGCCCAGUUCACCCACAGCAGGUUUUGAUCAGAAACCUCCGAUCCCACCACGUGGAGCGCCUCCUGUGGCCACACAUCGCCAGAGUCAAGAGAAUCUGGUUGUUUUGCGAAAUCGCCAAAGUUCCAGCAAUGAUCUAACCGAUGGUCGCCUGCAACAGUCGGCAACGUUGCCCGCCCAAAAUGGCAAUAGCAGAGAUGACAGUGCGAUGCUGAGACGCAACACGGAUGCAAGACAAUCGGAUAAUCCACCGCCAUUGCCCACAACGAUGCCGCCUUUGGGCAGCGCCAAUAGUCAUCAUCCGAAUCCGCAUAGCCAUCAAUCGCCGCAUGCGGCGCAGGUGCAACAACGCAUCAAUGCAUUCAAUGCGGCAUCCAUACAAGAGCAAUCGGACUACUACAACAACAACAGCAACAUGAUCAGACAGCAACAACAUCAACAACAACAUAUGACAUCGCCACAGCGUGUGCCAUCGUUGAACACUGGACGCAUCGAUACAACGCGCAAGUUUAUUGAGAUGGAGGCACAUGCGCCGGGCAACAGUUACAACAGCAGCAGCAGCAACAGCAACAACAACAAUGGUCACAACAACAGCAGCGGCAGCAGCAGCAGCACAACAAAACGCACCAUUAGCUACUCGAGCAGCGGAGCAAGCAGCAAUGGCAAUGGUAAUCUCAACACCAUAACAACAACUACUACAACAACCACAACCCAAGUGCAACAACAACAUGCGACAAGCAGUCGCACGGUUUGGCAUUUAACGAGCUCACCAACAUCAUCGACCAAAUCAUCAUCCGGCUCCGGGGAUCAUAACAAUGCCAUCAGUAAUCCAAGCUACAUGGGUCUACAUCUAAAUAACAAUAACGAUGGAAUCGGUGGUUGGGGCAACAGUCGCUUUGAGAGCAAUCGUCCUGUCUCCCUGCAGCCGGAUUCCAUCAGUUUCACCCGUGUGUCCGCCGAAAGUUCCAGCGAAAGUGAAGCCCAAUCCAUUUCCUCCGUUUCGGGUGUGAAGGGCAGCAAGAGCAAAGAUGAACGACGCAGUGGCAUGUUCCGCAUCUUUGGUCGCAAGGGUGGCGACAAGGAAAAGGAAAAAGAGAAGGAAAAGGAUAAACGUCGAUCCAGUCAAACGCCGCCACAGUAAAAACAAAAAUCAAAUAAAA